This is a messenger RNA of Triticum turgidum subsp. durum (durum wheat), 267 nucleotides long. Lineage: Eukaryota; Viridiplantae; Streptophyta; Magnoliopsida; Poales; Poaceae. The record is from the annotation of a GenBank genome assembly.
AUGGCGUCGCGCCUCCGCUCCUUCUCCCGUCCCGUCGCAGCCGCCUUCCUCCGCUCAGCUUCCGCCCGGAGCCCCGCGGCCUCUCUCCCCCGCGCUCUCUCUCCAACCCCCAGGGCUUCUUCCCUGGGGCGGCAGGUGGCGCUGGCACGAUCUCUGCAGCCGCUGCACAGCGCAAUCUCGGCGGCGAGGCUAACGUCACGGCUUGGGGCAGAGGUGGCCCGGGCAGUGUCGCAGGGUACGCUCUGCAGCUCCAACCCGGGAGUCUGA